AUGGAUUCCCCUUCCACAGCCCCAUUCGCUGGCGUAAAGCGCAAGGUCGUCGACAUGAGCUCCGACGAAGAAGAUGCCUACCCGCCAACUGCAUUCCGCGGUUUCGCCAGGGCCUCCUCUCGAUCUGAGUCACCUCCAACUACAUCCGGUCUGGGAAGUGCAAGUCACAGUCAUCGGGCCAACAUGCAAACAGCAGCAGGAACCCCGAGAGGCGGAAAUGCCAAGACUGGCAAGGGGUCGUCUGGUCUGAGUGGGAAUUCGUUCGCUGCACGCAUGAUGGCAAAGAUGGGUUACGUGGAAGGUCAAGGUCUUGGUUCCAGUGGUCAGGGUAUUGUUAACCCCAUCGAGGCUCAAGCGCGGCCACAGGGCGCAGGCUUAGGUGCCGUCAGAGAGAAAACCAAGCAAGCCAAAGAGGAAGAGAGGCGGGAGGCUGCCAGAAGGGGUGAAAUACUCGAGGACAGUUCGGAUGAAGAACGACGGCGGCGGCAGAAGAAGAAGGCGGAGGAGCGCAGACGCGAUGUUACGAGUGGAGCGGGCACACCCGUCGCUCGAACGAGGCCCCGGUUUCGGACAGCUAGAGAGAUAGAAGCGGAUAUGGCUGGUCUGGAGGUUCCGAAUGUUCUCAAGUCGCUGGUAGAUGCCACCGGGAAAGAACACAGGGUAUUGACCUCCACAGCUGGCUUGAUGGCACCGCUAGAAUUCGUCAAUCAGGGAGAGGGUGAAGCGUAUAAGAUCGCGCAACGCGCUCGUCACGAUCUUGAAGCGUUCGCCGACGAGUGGAAGGGGUUGAUAGAGAGAAAGAAGUUCAUUGAAAUGGAGGAGGCUCAGAUAGUCGAAGAGCUGGAUACGCGACAGCUCCAGGCUGAUCAGCUUACAGCGCUGGUUUCGGCUAUAGGAAACUUGGAGGUCUUCACAGAUGACAGCCUUCACCGAAGAUUGGACGAGGUGACCACUAAGCUUGAAACCAUAGAAUCAAGAUAUCAAAACGUGCUUGACGAAUACCGAUUACCUGAGGCUGCCAUUGCAGCCAUACAUCCUCUGUUCCGAGAGGCAAUGGAGAAGUGGGAUCCAUUAAAGGAACCUACAUUCCUGGUAUCGAACCUGCUUCGUCUUAAACCUCUUUUCUCGCGAAGGGACGGUGAGGAGACACAGAGAUCGCGGCAGUCUACAUCGCCAUAUGAGACGAUGAUCUACACACUAUGGCUACCGAGGGUGCGGUCUGCCCUCCUUAACGAAUGGGACGUAUACGACCCAUCGCCAGCUACUUCGCUUAUCGUGGCAUGGAAGGAGAUCCUACCAUCGUUCGUAUACGCAAAUGUCCUCGACCAGCUUGUCGUUCCGAAACUAAGCAGCGCUCUCAAAGGAUGGCAACCGCGAAGCAGCAGACGUCAGGGUCAGAAUUCACGUUCCCCCUGGUGGCUCUUUACGUGGCUCCAGUAUCUGGAUGAAUGGCACACAAACCCAAAACAGGCAACAGGCCUGAUGUCCGACGCGAAACGGAAAUUUCGCGUGGUGCUGGACACCUGGGAUCUCCACAAAGGUCUGAUCAGUGGCAUCGAACUGUGGCGCGACGCUCUCGGCUCUGAAUUCGACGUCUCGCUCCGAAACCAUCUCCUCCCCCGUCUCGCGCGUCUCAUGCGGGACGAAUUCGAAGUAAACCCGCAAGACCAGGAUCUGACGGUUCUCGAAGACGUCCUCAAAUGGAGGCCAUUCUUCAAGCCCAACGUCAUGGCCCUCCUUCUGGUCUCCGAGUUCUUCCCGAAAUGGCAUAAUAUACUCCACAUCUGGCUCACAAAUGACCCCAACUACGAAGAGGUUGCCGAAUGGUUCUCCUGGUGGCGUACCCAGCUUCCAGAGGAAAUUAAUGACCUAACCAUCAUCGACGACGAAUGGAAAAAGGGCUUACAGACAAUGGACCUUGCCUCUCGCCUGGGCGAUCGCGCUGCCACCGAACUCCCUCCCCCCCCACCUCUACCAUCGGCAACGGCAACGAUUGUGCAGCAGGUUCCCGCCGCAGCCGCUGCCAAGGAGAAUCUUCCAUCGACAGCAAAGCCACCCCGUCCCAAACCGAAACUUCCCGAGGAGAUCGGCUUCAGGGAUAUCCUGGAAAGCUGGUGCUCGGAGCAGGGCCUCAUCAUGUUGCCCUUGCGAGAAGCCCAUCCCCAAAACGGACAGCCCUUGUUCCGGAUUACGGCCAGUGCAACGGGCAAGGGCGGUAUUGUCGUUUUUAUACAGGGCGACGUGGUCUGGGUACAGAACAAAAAGGCAAAGGAUACAUGGGAACCGAUGGGGUUGGAAGAUCGACUUGUUGAGCGUGCUGAGGGGAAGUGA
This is a messenger RNA of Monascus purpureus, 2331 nucleotides long. The record is from the annotation of a GenBank genome assembly. NCBI's taxonomy places the organism in Eukaryota, Fungi, Ascomycota, Eurotiomycetes, Eurotiales, Aspergillaceae.